This is a messenger RNA of Ruditapes philippinarum (Manila clam), 599 nucleotides long. Its product is annotated as cytochrome P450 2K6-like. The transcript is spliced from 5 exons. NCBI's taxonomy places the organism in Eukaryota, Metazoa, Mollusca, Bivalvia, Venerida, Veneridae. The coding region runs from base 189 to 542 and encodes 117 amino acids. Gene Ontology annotation, molecular function: oxidoreductase activity, acting on paired donors, with incorporation or reduction of molecular oxygen; heme binding; iron ion binding. The record is from RefSeq and is a predicted model, not a curated record.
UAAAUAAAAUAUCGUGUGUACACUUUAAUGUUACCUGUAAAGUUGUUUGUAUUUUACAUUUAUGUGCUGCAUUUUGACCUAUCUGCAGCUGGCUAUGCGUUGGGUAGAUAGUUAACUUUGUGAAGAGUAAAAAUUUCAUUCGAAGUGGGACUAUUUGUUCAGAUUUAUCGAUUAAUUAACGGUUGAGCAUGAUUCAGGAAUUUCUGUUGUCGGGAUCGAUAGGGACGACAUUCCUCGUUGCUAUAGUAACGGGACUUGUUGUGUAUUGGUUGAUACAGAAAUGGAAGUACAAAUACCCGCCCGGUCCAAUAGCUUUUCCCCUCAUUGGAAACAUGAUGCAAGUUGACUUGAAGACAUUACAUGAACAAGCAUUUGAGUGGUCGAAGAAAUAUGGUCCAGUCGUGUCAAUCAGAUUAGGUCCUAUGCCGCUUGUAUAUGUCAACACAAUAGAUACAGCCUUGGAGGUUUUGGUUAAAAAAUCAACAGACUUCGCUUCGAGAAGGAGUAUUCCAUCUAACAAUAUUUGCAAGGAGACGCCUUAGAGCACAGAAUCUUUGAUGCUGUAGAAACGGCGUUUGUUGAAAUUGACAAAAUUUCCG